Leptopilina heterotoma is the source of this 3130-nucleotide messenger RNA. RefSeq names its product sodium/potassium/calcium exchanger 4-like. The record is from RefSeq and is a predicted model, not a curated record. Gene Ontology annotation, molecular function: calcium, potassium:sodium antiporter activity; calcium channel activity. The coding region runs from base 328 to 1923 and encodes 531 amino acids. The transcript is spliced from 7 exons. Gene Ontology annotation, cellular component: membrane. Gene Ontology annotation, biological process: calcium ion transmembrane transport; intracellular calcium ion homeostasis. Lineage: Eukaryota; Metazoa; Arthropoda; Insecta; Hymenoptera; Figitidae.
CCUAUAGCAAGUGCGAUAACUGAUAAAACAUAUGUCUUGAAUUAUAUAUACAAUUUUAGUGGAAGGGAGUAAUCAGUAAUAUUUAUCUGAAUCAGCUAGGAUUAAUUUGACGGGGAGGGCAGUUCAUCGCGUAUCUUCCUUAGUUAUAAAUCUCGUGGAUUGGCUGCCUUUUUUUAUCGUUGUGCCUUAUAAAUGUCACGCAAUAUUAUAAGUUCAAGUAGAUUUAAAAAAAAAUUUAAGUUUCUAGUUUUGUUUUACUAUUUUUAGGAAAAAAAAAGAAAAGCCAACUCUCUCUCUCAAUGGUGCAUAUGAAUUAUCGGUGAAGUCAUGGAAAUAAAAUUCUACUUGUGUCGAUAUUCGAUUAUUUAUUUGCUGAUUUCAAUCGCAAGUGUCAAGAGCAUUAAUAAUUCUUCUCACAAUGAAGAUUCUUCGCUGAAAGGACUUUUUAAUGAGACGAGAAAUUCGCCAUUAUUCAAUGAGACUAUUGGAACAUUGAAAAUAAUAACACCGACGAAUGACAAUGAAACAAAUAAUAAGGAGUCUUGUGCAGUUCGAUCGAUUCAUGAUUUUCCUGAUGAUCUAUUUAGUCGAUAUGAAAGACAACAAGGAGCUGUUAUCUUGCACGCAUUUUUUGGAUUCUAUUGUUUCCUACUGACAGCAUUUAUUUGCAAUGAUUAUUUACUGCCUGCUCUUGAUUGUAUUUGUGCUGAUUUGAAUAUCAGUGCCGAUGUUGCUGGAGCAACAUUUCUUGCAACAGCAAGUUGUUUUCCGGAAUUAUUUGUUAAUGUUGUUGGGACAUUUUUAACUGAAUCUGAUCUUGGAACUGGCGCAGUUGUUGGAAGUGCCGUUUUCAAUACUUUUGUUACACCGGCUUGUGGAGCUUUAUCAGCUGCCGAGGCAAUUCACUUAAAAUGGGGAAUAUUAACACGAGAUUGUAUAAUUUAUAUAAUCUCCGUGAGCUGUUUGGUAAUUAUCAUGUGGGAUGGAGUAGUAACUUGGUAUGAGGCGUCAAUACUUUUAUUAUUGUUUGCCGGUUACUUUAGUAUUUUAUUCUUCAGCGGAAGAAUCUCACGACUAUUCACAAGUUUUGCCAAAAAACCAAGACUUUCAAGUGAUAAAAGUAUAGAUAAAAAGAAACAUGACGUUAUGCCACAUGGAACGUACAAACCAUUCUUUCACGGCGAAUUGGUGAUUGAAUAUAGAAAUAGUUUAGUGAAAACUGCAAAUUUCAAAGCAGCCGUGAAUGGAGAAAUUCCGCAUAGUUUAAAAGAACCAUUGGAAGUAUACGUUGAACCCGAGACUAUAUUCACAUGGCCGAGAAAUUCAACAUUAGCACAAUUUUGGUUUCUAUUCACAUGGCCAUUGAGAUUUAUUUUAUUUUUAACAAUUCCCGACACGAGAUAUCAUCGAUUUCGUAAUUGGUAUCCUGGUACAUUUAUAAUGUGUGUCAUUUGGAUUGCUGUCGCUUCAUAUUUAGUUUCUUGGAUGACAACCGUCGUUGGCGAUACACUUGGAAUUCCCGAUUCCGUUAUGGGAAUCACAUUUUUAUCAGCUGGAGGAAAUAUGCCCGAACUUGUAUCAAUUGUCAUUCUCUCAAAGCGAAAUCAUGGAGAUAUGGCAAUGAGUAAUACUCUAGGAGCAAAUACUCUGGACAUUCUUUUCUGUCUGGGACUGCCCUGGACAAUAAAAGUAUUAUUAAGUGGAAAAAAUGUACAAAUUCAAAGCGGUGCCAUCGCCUAUAGUGUAUUAGCAAUAAUAAUUUGUGUCGUAGGUUUUUACGCGGUCACCGCGUACUACGGAUUUAAAUUAAAUAAAAAAGUAGGGCUGGCAUGUCUAGUUAUGUAUACGAUAUAUUUAGUCAUUGCCAUUCUUUUAGAAUUGAAUACAUUCUUCUUUGUCAAUUGGCCAAUGUGUGACGAUUGACAAUAAUUAAAAGAAAAAUCAUAUUUUUUCAUGGUCACAAGUUGAAAUCUUUCAUGGGAAAAAAAAGUUAUUUGUAAUUAAUUAUUUUAAUUACAAAAAAAAAAUCUACGUAAAAGUAGAAGACAAAAGGAAUAAGAGAUUUAAAGAAAAGUUGUAAAGAAAGGAAAAUUGUUAACGAGUUGCUGGAGGGAAAGAAAGAUUUACAUAGCAACUUUUAAUGAGGCAUGAAAGAAAUCUAUUUUUUCUUCAAUGAAGAAAUAUCAAUAGAUUAAUUACUAGGUAAUUUAUUAAUAAAUACAGAAGGAAUUAUUUUAAAUUCUGUUACCUUAAAGUAAAAAAUUCGCAAAUUUUGAUCGAUUGAUAAAUUUAUUAUCAUCAAGUCAAUAAUAAUUAUUAUCAAUUUAAUAAUAAAUAAAUUGAUAAUAAUUUAUUUAAUUAUCUAUUUAGGUAGAUUAAUUGAUGUUCUUAGCUAAUUGACUAGCUAAUAUUUUAGCUAAAUAAUUUUCAGUAAAUACUAAAUUAAUUGAACUUUAAGGAAAAACGAUUUUAAAUAUUCUUUUUCAUUGUACUAAUAAUAAUAAUACUUAAAAAUUAUAAUAACAAGAAUAAUAAGAAAUAAUAAUUUUAAUAAUAAGAAUAGUAAUCAUAAUGAUAAUUAAUAGUUGAUAAUUUUUUAUAUUGAAAGCGAUAUUAUGUAUUUAUAUAUUUAUGUGCAAAGAACUGACAUUUUAAUAGACGCGCAACGAAUCUUUGUUUGGCUUUUUUUCUAUAAAUAAACCAAAAAAAAAGUGAAUGAAAAAUCUGAAUUUAUUUUUGAGAAAACAUUUCAAUAGAUGAGCAACGAAUCUUGUUAAGCUUGUUUUCUAAAUAAAAAAAGUCUAAUGAAAAAUCAGAAUUUAUUUUCUAGGAAAGGAUUUAUUCUUGAGGAAAGAGAGAGAGAUGUAAAUAAGAAAUACGAAUUUCGGUAGAAAAGUAACUUUCUAUUGGCAAUAAUAAUCACUUCUCUUUUUUUUAAAAUCGUGACAAGAAAAUUUGUUGCAGUGGCAAACAAAAAAAACAAUAUUACAAUAUUUCGUUUUUUUUCUUGCAUUCAGAAAAUUUUUUUUUUCGUGAAACACACAAAUCUCGCUAUUUAAAAAAUAUAACAAUUGAACAAUGAUUUAUAUCUAUACAUAUAACAAUUUAACAAAAUUACAACAAAUAACGU